UAAGCAUUGAUUAUUGAUUUUGCUGUGUAAGAUUUAUAGUAAAAUAUUUUUAGACUUUUUAGAUUUUAAUUAUUUUCUAGAUUUCUUGACUUCUAGAUUCUUUGAUUUUAUGAUUUUCAAGACUUACCGUCGCAAAUUGCUAGAUGGGUGGUGUAUAUUAUUAAAUCGAAUAUAAGCAAAUGAAUAUAAACAGAAUGUGGGUUGCUUGUGGUUGUUUGUGUCUCGAAGGGUUAAUGGAUUAUUGUGUAUGCUUAAGUGCUUCUGGGAUAAAGCAGUUAAAAUAAAGCUAGACAAAAACUGUAGUUAACUCUAAAGGCCUGCUCAUCAAGAGAGAGGUUAUUGACAUUUAAGUUUUUUUUGUAGAAUGAUUCUUAACUAACAUAGCUGUGCAUCAAGUAGAGCAUAGAUGCAGUGUUACAUAGUAAAGCCUAAAUGCUCUUCUGAAAUAAAACAGUGCUGCUGCUCUAAUAAUAGCAGUUUUUGCAAUUCAUUUGCUUGAGUCUUUCUACCAGUCUCUCAAACUGGAUCAAUGCAAAUGUGCACACUCAUACUGCGUUCUAGGUUAGUAUAGUAGCACAAAAAGCUGUAGGGUUAAUAUGCUAAACUUCCACAUUAUUAAGGGAUGAGGUGAAUUUUGUUUGGCAAAUGUCAAUGCUAAUGAGAUGGGGUGAGUUUCCAUAAAGAUUCAUAGAAACAAUCUCUCCUAAAUUUCCUAGAAAUUAAGCUUCUCCUAAAACUCCCCAAAAAAUAAGUAACAGUCUAAUCUGUUUAUUAUUGUGGGUGCUCCUUGGUUGGGACUACGCUGGACUACAGUUCAGCAUUAAAAGCAACUUUUCAAUGUUUAAAGUUUUUAAUAUAGUAGGUUUUAUAGGUUACAUAAGGCUUUUUGCCUUCCUUCACUAUUUAAUUCCAUGUCACUAAUCGAUUUUAGUUUCUCAGCCAGUACGACAGUAUUGUUCAAAUAUUGUUCUUUUUAAAUGCAGUAUUAAAACAACAAAAUGCUGUAUUUAUAUAUAAUUGAGUGGAAUUUGUGGUUUAAGUUUCUGCUGGUCCAUUUGCCAAGAUAGAUUUUUCUGGAAACUCAGCCCAAUCACAUACAUAAAACCACUUGCUGUUAAAUUCAAUACUUUUAGUCUGUUCAAAUACUUUUAGCUGUAAAAUACUGAUGAGGCCAAAUUAGUUUGCAUGUAGUUAAUCCCAGACAGGGACAUCCUCUAUAUAUAAGUGUUGUGUAAAUAUAUUUCUAUUUUAAUUCUAAAAUAGAGAUAUAUAUAUAUAUCUAUAUAUCUUAAAGAAUCUGUGUACCAAGAUUCCACGGGCCCAUACUAACUGUCCUUAAUUUCUCUCCUACAGCAGUACUGCUUUGCCAGUCCUGUCUGCACUCUCUUAAGGGUGCAGCACCUCAUCCUGUGUAGGUUAUGGUGAACAAAGAGAAGCGAGUUAAUCGGAUAUAGCAGACAUUUGUGGGGUGGGAUUGGAUGGAAUGGGAAGGGAACUGGGGGCACCAUGAUCUCAGCAAUUAAGUUCUGAUACAGUAGCCAUACAACUUUCCUCAACUUCAUCCCUCCCAGCCAUUUUUAUGUUGACAUUUCAGUUUUUUUGAUCAGUUCAUCCUGUAGAUUGAAUUGCUUUUCUUAAAGAUGUAAGGCUCCAGCUAUUACAGCUAUUACAGUUUUAUUGCAUACUUUGUUAUUCCCUUCAAGGGUACACAGUGUCACAGCGUCUAUGUCUGAGACACAGCAAUCUAGACUUUCACUUCAUAAGUAUUUAUUCUGUAAUCUUGAUUAGAUCUGUAGUCCUAUUUUAUAAGGUUUCAAUACACUUGAAGCAUUUUUGAGUGACGUGAGUGAACAUUACAGGUGGUAUGCUGUUGUGUGUGAGUUCAAACCCUUUUCCAAAGUGUUACUAAUGGUAAAGAGAAAUUUUCUAGGCUUCUUUUCUGCCGGUUGAAGUCUGACUGCAGAAGGACCCUUGGCACUGAAAGUGGGGCAAAACGCCAGAUCCCAAGAUGCAGGUCCGGACGUAUAUGGACGUGAUGAAGGAGCAACAACUGGGCAAAGAAGAGAGAGAAAUCAGGCUGCAGAUGGCAGAAAAGGCCAAAUCAGGGGACCUGAAAGCAGUUAAUGGCUCUGCGGCGUCUCAGGCUGCUGCCACCAAACGCAAGCGUCGUUGGGACCAGACUGCUGACCAGACCCCAAGUGCUACACCAAAAAAAGUGUCCAGCUGGGAUCAGGCAGAUUCUGCAGCAGAAACUCCAGGACACACACCUGGGCACACACCUUCCAACAGCCGCUGGGAUGAAACUCCCGGUCGCCCUAAAGGAAGCGAGACUCCAGGAGCAACACCGAGCUCCCGUAUGUGGGACCCCACCCCCAGCCACACCCCUGCUGGAGCUGCCACACCUGGUCGAGGUGACACCCCCGGGCAUGCUACACCUGGCCACGGAGGAGCCACGUCCAGUGUGCGCAAGAACCGCUGGGAUGAAACACCAAAAACAGAAAGAGAGACCCCUGGCCAUGGCAGUGGCUGGGCUGAGACCCCUCGCACUGACAGGGGAGAUGAAUCGGUGGGUGAGACUCCAACCCCUGGAGCAAGCAAAAGAAAGUCAAGAUGGGACGAGACUCCUGCCAGUCAGAUGGGCUCCUCUACUCCUCUGCUCACUCCUGGAAAGACCCCUAUCGGCACACCUGCGAUGAAUAUGGCCACACCUACUCCAGGUCAUCUGAUGAGUAUGACUCCUGAGCAGCUUCAGGCAUGGCGCUGGGAGAGGGAGAUUGAUGAGAGGAACCGUCCACUGACUGACGAGGAGCUGGACGCCAUGUUUCCUGAAGGCUACAAGGUGUUGCCUCCACCAGCAGGCUAUGUACCAAUCCGCACCCCUGCCCGUAAGUUAACGGCUACACCAACACCAAUCGGGGGCAUGACUGGCUUCCAUAUGCAGACCGAGGACCGAACCACGAAACAGAUGAACGACCAGCCGUCUGGCAACCUUCCGUUCCUGAAGCCAGAUGACAUCCAGUACUUUGACAAACUUCUGGUGGAGGUGGAUGAGUCGACUCUAAGCCCAGAAGAGCAGAAAGAGCGCAAGAUCAUGAAGCUGCUCCUGAAGAUCAAAAACGGCACCCCUCCAAUGAGAAAGGCUGCUCUCAGACAAAUCACAGACAAAGCCAGGGAAUUCGGAGCUGGGCCACUCUUUAAUCAGAUCCUACCUCUGCUCAUGUCUCCUACACUCGAAGACCAGGAGCGCCAUCUGUUGGUGAAGGUUAUCGACCGCAUCCUCUACAAACUGGACGACUUGGUUCGUCCCUAUGUCCACAAGAUUCUUGUGGUGAUCGAGCCCUUGCUGAUUGAUGAGGAUUAUUAUGCUAGAGUGGAGGGCAGAGAGAUUAUUUCCAACUUGGCAAAGGCUGCUGGUCUGGCCACGAUGAUCUCCACAAUGAGGCCUGAUAUCGACAACAUGGACGAGUACGUGAGAAACACGACAGCUCGUGCCUUUGCUGUCGUAGCUUCUGCUUUGGGCAUUCCUUCACUCUUGCCUUUCCUAAAGGCUGUGUGCAAAAGCAAGAAGUCCUGGCAGGCUCGGCACACAGGCAUCAAGAUUGUGCAGCAGAUCGCUAUUCUCAUGGGCUGCGCCAUCCUGCCCCAUCUCCGCAGCUUGGUGGAGAUUAUUGAACAUGGUCUUGUGGAUGAACAGCAGAAGGUGCGAACCAUCAGUGCUUUGGCUAUUGCUGCUCUUGCAGAGGCUGCCACGCCCUACGGUAUCGAGUCUUUUGACUCUGUGCUAAAGCCCCUUUGGAAGGGUAUCCGACAACACAGAGGAAAGGGUCUGGCUGCCUUCUUAAAAGCUAUUGGAUACUUGAUUCCACUUAUGGAUGCUGAGUAUGCCAACUACUACACAAGGGAAGUGAUGCUUAUCCUCAUCAGAGAGUUCCAGUCUCCAGAUGAGGAAAUGAAGAAGAUUGUGCUGAAGGUGGUGAAGCAGUGUUGUGGCACAGAUGGUGUGGAGGCCAACUACAUCAAAACCGAGAUCCUGCCCCCUUUCUUUAAGCACUUCUGGCAGCACCGUAUGGCCUUGGACAGACGCAAUUACAGACAGUUGGUGGACACUACAGUAGAGCUGGCUAACAAAGUCGGAGCAGCGGAAAUCAUUUCGCGCAUCGUGGACGACUUGAAGGAUGAAGCUGAGCAGUACAGAAAGAUGGUGAUGGAGACCAUUGAGAAAAUCAUGGGCAAUCUGGGUGCAGCAGACAUUGACCACAAACUGGAGGAGCAGCUUAUUGAUGGCAUCUUGUACGCCUUCCAGGAACAGACCACGGAGGACUCUGUGAUGCUGAAUGGUUUUGGCACAGUGGUGAAUGCUCUGGGCAAGCGAGUGAAGCCUUACCUGCCUCAGAUCUGCGGUACAGUUCUGUGGCGUCUCAAUAACAAGUCUGCUAAAGUCCGUCAGCAGGCUGCUGACCUCAUCUCCCGCACAGCCGUAGUUAUGAAGACCUGUCAGGAGGAAAAACUGAUGGGGCAUUUGGGCGUUGUACUGUACGAGUAUUUGGGAGAAGAAUACCCGGAAGUGCUCGGAAGCAUCCUCGGAGCCCUUAAAGCUAUUGUUAACGUGAUCGGUAUGCACAAAAUGACGCCGCCAAUCAAAGACCUGCUUCCUCGGUUAACGCCAAUCCUAAAGAACAGGCACGAGAAAGUACAGGAGAACUGUAUUGAUCUUGUGGGCAGAAUUGCUGACAGGGGUGCAGAGUAUGUGUCUGCCAGGGAGUGGAUGCGAAUCUGUUUUGAGCUGCUAGAGUUGCUAAAAGCUCAUAAGAAGGCCAUCCGGAGAGCCACUGUAAACACUUUUGGCUAUAUUGCGAAGGCAAUUGGGCCUCACGAUGUGCUUGCUACACUACUCAACAACUUAAAAGUGCAGGAACGGCAGAACCGUGUGUGUACAACAGUCGCCAUUGCCAUUGUGGCAGAGACGUGUUCACCGUUCACGGUUCUUCCGGCACUGAUGAAUGAAUACCGUGUCCCAGAGCUCAACGUUCAGAACGGUGUUCUCAAGUCCCUCUCCUUCUUAUUUGAAUAUAUUGGUGAAAUGGGAAAGGACUAUAUCUAUGCCGUCACGCCGUUAUUGGAGGAUGCACUGAUGGACAGAGACCUUGUGCAUAGGCAGACGGCGAGCGCUGUAGUGCAGCACAUGUCCCUGGGUGUGUAUGGAUUUGGCUGUGAGGACUCUCUGAACCACUUACUCAACUACGUUUGGCCUAACGUCUUUGAGACGUCGCCUCACGUUAUUCAGGCUGUGAUGGGAGCUCUGGAGGGUCUCCGCGUGGCUAUCGGGCCGUGCCGUAUGCUGCAGUACUGCUUACAGGGUUUGUUCCAUCCUGCGCGGAAGGUACGUGAUGUCUACUGGAAGAUCUAUAAUUCCAUCUACAUCGGCUCCCAGGAUGCGUUGAUUGCACAUUAUCCCCUCGUCUACAACGAUGAGAAGAAUCCCUUCGUCCGCUAUGAGCUGGAGUACUUCUUAUAAAUACCUGUACACACCUUUUUCAUGUACACUCUUUCGUUUCCCUGCAUCUUUGUCUCCCAUAAGCCAUGAUUUGUAGAAAUAAGUCAGACUAUUUUUAGUUCUGUUGCUUUGCAGCUACAUUCAUCACACAUGCUGAGGUCAGAAUAAUUUUUAAUAAACAACUGAAAGUGGGAAAAGCGUGAAACGUAUAAGAACUUUAUUAUUUUGGUUUUUAAAAAACACCUAACUAUUGGCAGUGAAACGUAGUGGCACAUUCACUAAAAUGUGAAGCCUUUAGCAGGAAUGUCUGGACAAAUUGUAAAGUUGUGAUUUUCCUGUAGCGAUCUGUCCUGCUUCUUUUCAUCAUCCCUCAUCUGUUCUUAUUUGGAUGUUGCUUACUUUGGCUGAAUAAACAUUUGUGUAUUAAAAGUCAA
Molecule: messenger RNA, 5928 nt
Organism: Astyanax mexicanus (Mexican tetra)
Lineage: Eukaryota; Metazoa; Chordata; Actinopteri; Characiformes; Acestrorhamphidae
Gene: sf3b1
Product: splicing factor 3b, subunit 1
Exons: 22
Coding region: 2009-5515 (1168 amino acids)
Biological process (GO): spliceosomal complex assembly
Cellular component (GO): U2-type prespliceosome; catalytic step 2 spliceosome; U12-type spliceosomal complex
Molecular function (GO): mRNA binding
Source: RefSeq, a predicted model, not a curated record